Molecule: messenger RNA, 453 nt
Organism: Phymastichus coffea
Lineage: Eukaryota; Metazoa; Arthropoda; Insecta; Hymenoptera; Eulophidae
Product: larval cuticle protein A3A-like
Exons: 2
Coding region: 1-453 (150 amino acids)
Cellular component (GO): extracellular matrix
Source: RefSeq, a predicted model, not a curated record
AUGGCUUUCAAACUCAUCGUUCUUUCGACCUUUGUGGUUGCCUCUGUUACUGCUCUUCAUUUACCUUUGAAUUACCAAUCGCACCAAGUACCGCUGCCCUACUAUUUGCAAAAGGCACCCCUAGGAAUCCAUAACAUCGGCAAUCACGAAGAGGAUUAUCACCACGACGCUCAUCCUCGCUACCACUUCUCCUACGAUGUGCAUGACCAUCACACUGGUGAUAUCAAAUCGCAGCACGAGACCCGCGACGGAGACCGCGUUGAGGGCAGUUAUUCCUUGAUCGAAGCCGAUGGUACCAGGCGAACCGUUAAGUACACCGCUGACAAGCACUCUGGUUUCAACGCUAUUGUUCAACGUGAACACGCUCACCAGCCAGCUCUGAUCUCUAACAAUCAGCCAGAUUCUAUCUUGCACCACCAAUUAAACAAUCGUCACGGCCAAUCUUACUAUUAA